AUGGGCUUUGACGAAACAUGUUUGAAACCGGUCUCUUACCCGGUUACCGGCUUCAGAGGAGCAUCUGUUGUCCCAGAAGGGACGGUAAAUCUGGCGGUCAAAAUAGGAGAGGUGUCCCGGUCCAUAGACCUCAUGGUGGAGUUUCUGGUUGUAGACGUCCCAGCGGCGUAUAACGCCAUCAUUGGAAGGCCGCUAAUUCAUGACGCCCAGGCUGUUGUGUCAACGUAUCACCCUACCAUGAUAUACACCUCCAAUGACGGCAACCCCGAGAAAAUCAGAGCAAAUCAAGAGUCGGCAAGGGCAUGCUACCUUACCGCGCUGAAACACUCUGACCAUAAACGGCCAGCCGACACACCACCUUCAGAAAGAAAGCGGAGAAGGCUGGAAAAUAAAGCCAAGAAGGAUCUGUCCAUGGAGAAUUUCGAGGCAAGCCGGCAGAUCAGCCGAGACCUUGUCCUGCGGGGGAAACUGAAGAAAUCAGUCUAG
Molecule: messenger RNA, 486 nt
Organism: Beta vulgaris subsp. vulgaris (sugar beet)
Lineage: Eukaryota; Viridiplantae; Streptophyta; Magnoliopsida; Caryophyllales; Amaranthaceae
Exons: 1
Coding region: 1-486 (161 amino acids)
Source: RefSeq, a predicted model, not a curated record